Molecule: messenger RNA, 877 nt
Organism: Indicator indicator
Lineage: Eukaryota; Metazoa; Chordata; Aves; Piciformes; Indicatoridae
Gene: APOOL
Product: apolipoprotein O like
Exons: 9
Coding region: 1-822 (273 amino acids)
Biological process (GO): cristae formation
Cellular component (GO): MICOS complex
Source: RefSeq, a predicted model, not a curated record
AUGGCGGCCAAGGUGGUGAAGCUGGCAGUUCUUUCUUCUAGUCUGCCCUUUGCAUGUUUUACUGUGUAUGCAGCUACAGAGAAGGAAUCCAAAGGUCAGCUGGUGAAGCCACACCAGCUUCCGAUUUACUGUCCACCACCUCUGGAGUCAAAGUACGUUGAAGAGCAGCCUGGCCACUUGCAGAAGCAAUUUUCUUCAGUAAGGCAGAGAACCGGCCGCUAUGUCGGGUGGUGCAAGGAUGCUUUUGUCUUUAUUAAAAAUGGAAUAAAGGGUUCAAUUCAGUUUGGAAAAGAUGCUUAUGUUUACCUGAAGAAUCCACCCCCAGAAUUUCUUCCCAGAGUUGGUGUGAUUACAAUAUCAGGCUUAGCUGGUAUGAUGAUGGCAAGAAAAGGUUCUAGGUUUAAGAAAAUUUCUUAUCCAGUGGGACUCACUACUUUAGGAAUUGCUGUUUGCUACCCAGCUCAGUCAGUGGUAUUUGCUAAGGUAACAGGGAAAAAGUUACUCUGUGCAACUCAUCAAACCUAUGAAGCUGUGCGAGCACUGUGGGCAGAACCAGAAAAUAUGACCAAGCUGCAGCAAGAGUCAAAAUCUGUUCCACAAGAAGAUAAGAAGAAAGAAAUUUCUAGUAUGAAACCUGAGUCUGCUAUUGAGUCAAGACCAUUUAACAGAACAGAUUCUUCUCCAGUAGAGUCUUGGAGUAGUAAAGACCCAGUGGCUUCACCAGGAACACUGAAGACAGCAAAAUUUAAGCCUGAUCCAAGACUUAUGGACCAUGGUCAGUCCAGCCCAGAGGAUGUGGAUAUGUACAGUACUAGAAGCUAAGACAAAUCUGCUUACAAAUCUUUGCAAAGUAUUACAGAUAAAGAGAGGGGAAGAA